Molecule: messenger RNA, 2414 nt
Organism: Heteronotia binoei (common prickly gecko)
Lineage: Eukaryota; Metazoa; Chordata; Lepidosauria; Squamata; Gekkonidae
Gene: DHX58
Product: DExH-box helicase 58
Exons: 12
Coding region: 22-2076 (684 amino acids)
Biological process (GO): innate immune response; response to virus; positive regulation of interferon-beta production
Cellular component (GO): cytoplasm
Molecular function (GO): zinc ion binding; ATP binding; double-stranded RNA binding
Source: RefSeq, a predicted model, not a curated record
GUGGAUCAGUGGACCCUUGGAAUGCUGGGCAGGAUGGACCUACGAGAUUAUCAGUGGGAGGUCAUUGAGCCUGCCCUCGAGGGCAAGAAUAUAAUUAUUUGGCUGCCAACAGGAGCUGGGAAGACCAGGGCAGCUGCGUGUAUCUGUAAGAGGCAUUUGGAGAGCCUAGAUGAGAGCAAGGUUGCUGUGUUGGUCAAUACGGUGCCUCUUGUAGAUCAACACCUGAAGAAUGAGUUCAGCUUCCUGCAGAAUCGCUUCCAGGUUACUGCCAUCAGUGGGGACAGCACCUUGAAGCUGUUCUUCGCAGAAGAGCUGAAGCGCAGUGAUUUGAUCAUCUGUACAGCCCAAAUCUUACAAAAUGCCCUCCAGAGUGAAGAGGAGGAAAUGCACGUGAAGCUGACGGAUUUCUCCUUGCUGGUGAUUGACGAGUGCCACCAUACCCACAAGGAAAGCACGUACAACAAGAUUAUGGAGGACUACCUGGAGCGCAAGAUAAAAGGCCAGCAGAACUUGCCACAAAUUGUGGGGCUCACUGCCUCGCUGGGCACGGGAGGGGCCUACACCAUGAAGGGAGCUCAAGACCAUAUCCUACAGAUCUGUGCCAACCUGGACGCUGAAAAAAUCAUGUCCUCUGAUAAAUACAAGUUCUACCUUAACACUCAUGUCCCACAACCUAAGAAGCGGUAUGAUGUGACUGAAGAACGGCCCCUGGAUCCCUUUGGUAGAAAGAUCAAGGAGAUAAUGUCCCAGAUCCAUACUUACCUGAAUAAGCCUGACUUGUCUACAGAUUUUGGCACUCAGAUAUAUGAGCAACAUAUUGUGGAGCUUCAGAAAGAAGGAGCAGAAGGAUUCUGCCGAAAGACCAGAGUAUGUGCCUUGCACCUGCGUAAAUACAAUGAUGCCCUGCUGAUCAAUGACACUGUGCGUAUGAUCGAUGCCUUCCAAACUCUGGUUGAGUUUUACCAGGUGGAGAGAGCUAUGAAGGAGCUAGAGGAUGUCACUGAGCGCUACUUGAUGCAGAUCUUUGACCGGAACAAGGAGGACCUCUUGGCCCUAGCUAACAAUACACGCUAUGAAAAUCCCAAACUUGAGAAACUGCAGCAAGUCCUCCAGGACCAGUUCCAAGCAGACAGAGACUCGCGGGGCAUUGUGUUUGUCCGAACACGCCAGGGUGCUCACUCCCUACUCCAGUGGGUGAAUGAUAAUGUGGAUCUGCAACGACAGGGCAUCAUGGCUGCUGUCCUAACUGGGGCUGGGUUCAGCAACCAGACCAAACACAUGACCCAGCAUGCGCAGCAAGAUGUCAUCCAGAAAUUCCGCAAGGGGCCACUCAAUCUGCUCUUCUCCACCAGUGUAGCCGAGGAGGGGCUGGACAUCCCUGAGUGCAAUAUCGUGGUCCGCUAUGGGCUGAUGACCAACGAGAUCGCCAUGAUGCAGGCCAGGGGUCGUGCCCGUGCCCCCAACAGCAUCUGUUCGAUCUUGGCCAAGGCCAACAGCAAGGAGGUGGCCCGUGAACAGCUCAACGAGACCCUGGAAGUCCUGAUGGAGAACGCUAUUAAGUGGGUGCAACAGAUGCCUCCAUGGGAAUAUAGUCAGACGAUUGCAAAGCUUCAGCGUGACGCUGUGCUUGGCAGCAAGAUGAGAGACAUUGAACGUGAGAAGCGACGCCAGCUGCAUGAUCCAGAGCUUGUGCGACUCUACUGCAUCAACUGCAAUGAGGCCGUCUGCCAUGGCUCUGACCUGCGCAUGGUAGAGAAAUCUCACCAUAUAAACAUCAACCCCAACUUCAGACUGUACUACAAAAAGUCUCCUGACCAUGUGGUGAUUCCUCGCAACUUCAAGGACUGGAAGCCAGGCAGCUCCAUUAGCUGCAAUAUGUGUGGGCAGGUUUGGGGAAUGGAAAUGAUCUACAAAGCAGUCACCCUGCCUAUGCUUGCUGUUAAAAACUUUGUGAUAGAAAGCCCAGAUGGCAAAAGGACCUAUAAGCAGUGGAGCAAAGUUACUUUUGCCAUUGAGAAGUUUGACUAUACUCAGUAUUGUGAAACCAAAUUUGAACUGGAUGGUCCGGACCCUUAAAGCUUAAAGGAAAGCACUGCUCUUUUGGAUAAAGCGGUCGUCUAUAUUAGCUGGUGUUGUUUUAAGACUUCCUAGCUCAUUAUACAAGUACUGCGGAGUCAGCCUGGAUGGUGAGUUGAGCCUUGAAUCGGGGAGACCUGAGUUCAAGUCCUGCCUCUGUCAUGGAUUCAUGGCUUGGUCUUGUAUGAAUCAAAUUUGCUGUCAGCCUCUGAAUUCUUGUAAGAGUGACCCGACCCCCAGUGCCAGAGGAUGGAUACAAGAGAAGACUGUGGAGCACCUUGGAAACAAGGCUGUGUUAUCUAAGAAAAAAUACUCAAGUAAUAAAAGUGCAGUUUAAA